Molecule: messenger RNA, 675 nt
Organism: Paralichthys olivaceus (Japanese flounder)
Lineage: Eukaryota; Metazoa; Chordata; Actinopteri; Pleuronectiformes; Paralichthyidae
Source: RefSeq, a predicted model, not a curated record
GAGUAAGGAAGGAGGAGGAGGAAGGAGCGUCUCUCCGCUGAUGCUCUGAGUCUUUCUGCCUCUUCGUCGUUUUUAAAGCUCCGGUGAAAACUGCGACAUCCGGUAAGAAGCUCCGAGAAAUAAACUGGAUUCAUUUCACCGGGAACACGAAGCAGGUGGUACCAUGGGGAACGGCUCGAUGAAAUCAAAGCGUUACAAACACACGGGCGCCUCCAACGGACGAGCCCACAAGGAUCACUGCUGCGGGUACAAGAUCUCGUCCUUGGAUUCCCUGAGGGUCCUGGUGGAGGAGCUGGAGCGAGAAGGCAAGAGGAAGGACGAGGAGCUUUGUGCCAGAGAGCAGCAGAUCAGAGGUCUUCAGGAGCAGCUCGUCAAGCAGACGCGAGCUCUGGCCGAGCUGAGCGAGGAGCUGCAGAACAAGUGCAUCCAGCUCAGCAAGCUCCAGGACGUCAUGAAGGGUCCGAGCGGACCCUCUGGAAUCACGGCGUCACGGGCUCCCUCCAUCAAAACGCGCGGAAAGAACAGCCCUAACCUCAGCGUCCGCAUCAAGGAAACCCUCAACAGGAGGAAAGGGGCCAAAGCCGGGGUGUCAGCCGAACCCACGUCCAGGACGUACGACUCCAGCAGCCUGCCCAAGUUCUCCCUCGAGAACGCCCGGGUACCCAAGGAUGCAAG